AUGUUCUAUGGAUUGACAACAAAAGACUGCCGUAAACUAGAACACGAAAUUGCUGUUGCUAAUGAAAUUAAGUGUCCUGCGUCGUGGAUUGAGAAAAAAAUAGCAGGUGAGGACUGGUUGUUAGGAUUUUUUAAGAGACACCUAAAUUUGUCACUUCGAUCUCCGGAAGGAUGUAGUUUGGCUCGAGCUACGGCAUUUAAUCGUCAUCAUGUAGAGGCCUUUUUCGAUAACUGUCAAACAUUAUUAAAAAAAGAGCCGCGACUUGGAGAUCCGUCAAAAAUUUAUAAUUUAGAUGAAACUAAAACUACAACAGUUCAAAAUAGUGGAAAAAUAAUAGCUGAAAAAAGUUCCAAAGCUGUAUGUAAAGUAACAAGUACGGAAAAAGGAUUUCUCGUUACAACAUGUUGUAUUAUCCGUGCUGAUGGAAAUUAUUUAUCACCUGUUCUGAUAUUUCUUCGGGUCAAUUUCCGCGAUCACAUGAUGAUUGGUGCUCCGCAUAAUUCUUUGGAUUUGGCAACUCCAUCAGGCUGA
Molecule: messenger RNA, 531 nt
Organism: Trachymyrmex septentrionalis
Lineage: Eukaryota; Metazoa; Arthropoda; Insecta; Hymenoptera; Formicidae
Exons: 1
Coding region: 1-531 (176 amino acids)
Source: RefSeq, a predicted model, not a curated record